CUCUCUGUCUCUAUGUUUCUCUCUCUCGUUGUUCUGUGCCCUUUUUCCAUGCCCACAUAGCAAAUACUGAGUGCGUAUCUCCUAUCCAUCAGUGAGACCAAUCUGGACUCUUCAGCACUACUGUGAAAGGAGAACCGUGGGAAUUGGGGAAAUCUUUCCUGCAGCUGUUGGAGCUGAAUCGGCGUGAAGGACACGUCUAGCACUGCAUACAGAACAUGGCCAAUGCUCUGGAGAAGGUGGUGGCCCAGAAGAAAGAGGUCAUCGAGAAUGUGAUGGAGAUGUUCGAGAAGGGGGCAGAGGUGUUGGCCAGCGCUGUGGGAGAACUCUUUCCUCUCUGUGAGGUUGCUGCACCCGUCUUGCGACUAGCCCUAAACAAUGUCCAGAGCAAAGAGGUCUACUAUGUCAAAGAGCAGUUCUUGACAGUAAAGAACAAGCUGGACCUUGUGUCUUCCCAACUCGAAGACAUCGACUGUGAGAUAAAGAAGGGGCAAGUAGACAUUCGGUACUUCGCUGUUGAGGAGAACAUAAGGAAUCAGUUCCGGAAGUACAUGAAUGUUUUAGAGGCCAAGCCACAGUUUCAAGACGUGAAAAUUAAACUGUUUCAGGAGCACUUUGCAAAGACGGGGGGAGACAAAAAUAUUUUUGUCCUGUAUGACGCUGUAAUGGGGACAAACAACUUUGGGGAGUCCAUCUUGGAGGUUGUAGAAAGGUGUGAAGCAAAGAACCGACGCCUUUUGGAGGAUUAUUGUGUGCGGAUGAAAGAGCUCUUCUGCCUCGGUCUUAUUGCCCUGCUGGGCCACUGUGCCCUAAACCAAGACACUGAUGAGGAACAGGAACAAAUCCAAGUCUGGAGUGCAAAAAUAGAAGAAGUGGAGUCCAGGAUGAAGGCCACCAUUCAGGCCUGCGUAGCAUCUUUUGCGGAUCAAGCCCAUCAAGAUGUUAAACGUCUGCUUCAAGAGAAGGGAGACCAUAAUCUCCAAGAUACAGCCCAGGAACUACUGCAAUUCCUGGCCAAGAAGUAUGACUGGGUGAGAUGGUCCGUCCGAGUGGUGAAGCACUCAGGAAGCAACUACCGAAACUGGCGUGCAGGAGAGCACUUCCAGCAUGUGACUGGUCAGAGCUACUUUGAGGUUCCACAGGUGAAUGACACUGACCUAGUUGUUUCGUACAGCUCCAGACCUCAGCCCGUGCCCUGCGAUAGCAUUCAGCAGCUGCUUGAAGGCCUAGGGAAGAAGGGCAAUGCUCAGUUUGUGGUAGAGGUCCUGAAGGAGCAGUUGGAUGGCUUUGUGGUGCACGCCGUUAGUCGCCAUAAGGAGUGUGCGGCAGCGUGGAACUUUCCAGAAGACUGCCACUACUGGAAGAGGCACAAAAAUGUGGCACUGUGUGUGCACUCUGGGCUGACCUACAUAAUGAUGAAAGAGGCCAUGGACGCUGCUUUUUCAACCAUAAAGUAGAACUUGGAACUUGGCAAACAACAUAGUGCUUUGUAUUCUAACGCAAACCCUUGCCAUUGAACCAAAAACAAGUCAUUUGCAAACUUAUGAACAUAAAAAAUGUACAGCUUUACUGAAAAGUGAUGUGAAGCCAUCAGAGCAGAUUCAUAGUAAUACAGCUAUAUUCAGACAGUGAAUGUAAAAUCAUGAAAUAUUAAAACCACAAUAUUUGACACUUGCACGUUACGCAACAAUUAACAACCACCUUGUGUGUUAUUGGAUGGUUUAACCAAUUUAAUGAUGUGUUCCUGCGGCGU
Hypomesus transpacificus is the source of this 1750-nucleotide messenger RNA. RefSeq lists its product as uncharacterized. The record is from RefSeq and is a predicted model, not a curated record. The transcript is spliced from 4 exons. Bases 216 to 1454 code for a protein of 412 amino acids. NCBI's taxonomy places the organism in Eukaryota, Metazoa, Chordata, Actinopteri, Osmeriformes, Osmeridae.